Messenger RNA from Thamnophis elegans (Western terrestrial garter snake), 2410 nucleotides. It is a transcript of the gene CTH, whose product is annotated as cystathionine gamma-lyase. The transcript is spliced from 12 exons. Gene Ontology annotation, biological process: transsulfuration. Gene Ontology annotation, cellular component: cytoplasm. The record is from RefSeq and is a predicted model, not a curated record. Lineage: Eukaryota; Metazoa; Chordata; Lepidosauria; Squamata; Natricidae. Gene Ontology annotation, molecular function: pyridoxal phosphate binding; cystathionine gamma-lyase activity. The coding region runs from base 181 to 1398 and encodes 405 amino acids.
GCAUUAGUUGAUCCUGCCACCCAGAGGUAGCCGGUAAAGGAGCAACUCGCCGCGGUAUUGCGCCAGCCGAGUCCGAGAGCGCUGCCCAGAUCACUCGAUCGCUCGCUCAUUCACUCGCUUCCCCCUCCGGCCGCUGUCCAGUCGCCUUUUCGCGGGAGAGGAGCACCUGUCGCGGGCAGAAUGGAAGAUGCGAAAGAGAGCCGCUCAGGUUUCCUGCCGCCUUUUAAGCACUUCGCCACGCAGGCGAUCCACGUGGGGCAAGAACCCGAACAAUGGAGCUCGCUGGCCGUGGUGCCCCCCAUUUCUCUCGCGACCACCUUCAAGCAGCGGGCGCCCGGGCAGCACAGCGGCUUUGAAUAUAGCCGCUGUGGAAAUCCUACCCGUGACUGCUUGGAAAAGUCUGUGGCAGCACUAGAUGGUGGCAAAUACUGUUUAGCAUAUGCUUCUGGAUUAGCAGCAACUUUGAACAUUGCUCACUUACUGAAGGCAGGAGAUACUGUUAUUUGUACAGACGAUGUCUAUGGCGGUACAAAUAGAUAUUUUCGAAGAAUUGCAACAAAUAUGGGUCUAAAGGCUGUUUUUGUUGACUGCACCAAACUGGAAUGCCUUGAGGCUGCAAUUACACCAGAGACCAAGCUUGUAUGGAUUGAAACUCCAACAAAUCCAAUGCUGAAAGUUAUUGACAUUCAAGGAUGUGCAAACAUUGUUCAUAAACACAAAGGAGUUAUUUUAGUAGUAGACAAUACUUUUAUGUCUGCAUAUUUCCAGCGUCCUUUGUCUUUAGGAGCAGACAUUUGCAUGUAUUCAGCAACCAAAUACAUGAAUGGACACAGUGAUGUUGUAAUGGGAUUGGUUUCACUAAGUAAUGAUGAACUUCACGACAAACUCAGAUUCUUACAAUAUUCCAUUGGAGCAAUUCCAUCUCCUUUUGAUUGCUACCUUUGCAGCCGAGGUUUAAAGACUCUGCCAAUCCGCAUGCAACAGCAUUUUCGCAACGCGUUGGCUGUGGCGCAAUACCUUGAGUCAGAUCCAAGGGUUGAAAAAGUCAUCUUCCCUGGAUUACCGUCACACCCACAAUAUGAUCUGAUACAACGUCAGUGCACGGGCUGCCCAGGAAUGAUUUCCUUUUACAUCAAAGGAAACCUUGAAAAUGCUUCUCGAUUCCUUAAAAACCUAAAGCUUUUUACCCUUGCUGAAAGUCUGGGAGGAUAUGAAAGUCUAGCAGAGCACCCAGCAAUCAUGACUCAUGCCUCCGUUCCAAAGGAAGACCGAGAUGUCCUCGGAAUAUCAGAUACUUUAAUUCGCAUAUCUAUUGGAUUGGAAGACUCGGAAGAUUUACUAGAAGAUUUGGACCAAGCUCUGAAAGCAGCAAUUCCUGAUUACAGAAUCCGUAACUAGUAUUCUAAAAUUAAACUUAAAGUUGCAAUUGAUUUAUUUGCAAAGUAACGAAGGAAGGAAGAUUAACUGGCUGCUCAGCCCUUCAUGAAUUUCCACUGGAUUUGAUUUAUGGAAAAUGGAGAAAACAUUAUGCGUACUUGUUGAUAGAUGAAUCUGAAUCACUGAAUCUGCAAAGACUUUCAAAUGGACUGUUUCUUAAUCAUUUGCUUCUUUUAAUUUUAAGAAUCAAAAUAUCCACUUUUACUAUGGUAGUAGCUUUCAGAUUACCAUGAUUCACAUUCAGGAUUAUGUGCUUGCAAUUGCUUGAUAACAUCUGUAUUUAUUCAGUGUAUGCUGAUGUAACUUGGGGCUGAGUUAAGCUGCAAAUCGGCUACAGCUUAAUAAUGCACAUGAAUACCUGUAAAGAUUAGAAAGUGCAUAAAUAUUAUGCAACAUCUUUCAAACUAGUGCUAAUAGUGCAUCAGAUUCCCUGUUCCCUAUUUACUCGUUAUGGUUAUAGACUAGUGAAGAAAUGAAUGGAAGCAAACUUAAGUUCUGAAAAUGUGAGUCUGAUAAAAUCUUAAUGACCAGAUCUAUUAUUUGUCUUUACUGUGCAAUACUGAAAAAUGAAGCAAAGUUAAUUACACAAUACCAUGUGUUACUUUUUUAAUGUAUUGGAUUUGAUUUGAUGUCUCUUUUGAUUUACCAUAUUUAAUGGUAUGUUUGAUUAUAUUUCUUGUCUUGAAGGUCUGAAAUUCUUGGUAAGUUAAUUAUUUGAGAUUAAGUACUGUUUCCAUAAGCAAUACUACUAAUAUAUUGAUUUUAGGUCCAAUUUACUUGAAGAGUUGUUUAGGAAAAAGAAGGUGUGGAAUCUAAAGAUUGUAGUUGCAGAAUAUUUUUCUAUAUGCUUGGCCUUGUUGUGUUAGUUUCCUUAUACUGUAUUUCAAGAAAACCUGUGAUAAGGUAUUGGGAAAUUAGAUAUUAAAAUAUGGAAUUAAACCAACAAUUGGGACAUAUCCAGGAUAAUUUUUAA